GCCUUGGGAUAGAGGAUGGAGUCCUUCAAGCCUACAAUCCGGAUUUUGAACUUCAAUUUGCCCACAAGGUAUCACAAAUGACAAGGUUUUCUCAAGCUGAUCUGGAUCAGGCUACAUUUCUCUAUCUCCUGAGAGAUGACCGCGAACAAUUAUUGUAUUGCUAUUUGUUCCAGGCGAUGAAAAUCUCCGACGUAACCGAUUUGUACAAACAGAUGAAAGAACAAAACCACGCAGCCCCGACUAAAUCAAUUAGCAGUGCUGGUAAUCUAACUUCUCUUUGCGUUGAUAUAUCACCUAGUUCAAGUAAUUUUUUUGAGGUUCUCUAUAUAGGUAAAAUAAAAGUGUGGCAACGAAAAGUACCAGACAAUUUCAUAGAUGAAGCUUUGGAAAAAUUUCGAAUACAUGAACUUGAGAAACAUGGAUUUAGACAAUUGGGAAACAUUGGAAAAUUGAAGAGUGAAAGUGAACUUUUUCGAAGAGGAUCAGUGGGUCAACUGAAACCUGAACACUUUGGAUUUAUAUGCAAGGAGGGCUCAAACAAUAAUUACUUUAUGGGUUAUAUUUUCAAAUGCGAAUCAUCUUCAGUGGCAAAUGAUACAAUGGCAGCUAUCACUCAAGCGUUCCUCAAUGCGGAAACAAAAACAACUUGUUCCACUGUUACAUCCUGCGAGCACUGUCCAAUGGUCUGGUUUCAUAAACUCUGCGUUGAGGUUGAGACUAUGUCCGAUAGGAAAACACAGGCCGCCAUUUUGAGAAGGAUAGAACAACUUGAUGAUGAUGAACAAACAACGAUUCUGACGAAAUUCAGAGGAGCUGAAACAGAUUCUGUGAGAGAACAAAACGAGUUCCUCAUGAUGUUGCUCAGAGCACACUGUGAAAUGAAACAAGGAAGGCACGUUCACGACACUGCCGAAAACCGGUCUGAAUUCCUGAAUCAAUAUCUAGGAGGAGGCACCAUUUUCACCAAAGCGAAGAGAUCUUUGAGCAACUCCUUUGAACACUUUUUGAAAAGGAAAGGAUCCAGAGAUGACUUUGGUGGUUCAUUGAAAGGCCUGAAUCUUCCAAUAAAUAGUAACUUCAACAAAGACUGCCUCUCUCAUUCUCCAUCCCCGAGCACGAACAAUGAUACCUCUGAUCGAGAAUCAGAAGGUACCAGAUCCAGAUCCUCCACAAUUGGUUCACAAAAUGACCUCAGAGAUACACACCUCAGCGUUAGGGAUAAUAAUCAUAAAGAUUCUUACUCUCCUGAACGAGUUUUCGGUUCUGAGAAGGCGCCAAAAUCUCCUAUGAUGGACAUCUUCAUGAAAGUUGGAAAUAGUCCAAAGAAUACAAUAUCAGAAGACGGGUGUCCGAAUAAGGUGGAUUCGGGAUCUUGGAGACAAGCAAUAUUCAAAAGAGUUGUAACGCCCAAUAAACUUGAUAGAAUAGAACAACCCGGGAAACAAAGGACUAAAGAAGAAUUGAGAGUACUCUGGAAGAAGUCCAUUCACCAAGCAAUUUUACUCAUCAGGAUGGAAAAGGAAAACGCUAGAAUACGAGCUAAACAAGAAGAAUCUGCAGUUAAACGAAUAAAAUUAGAAUAUGAUGAGAUGAAACCAAAUCAAAGGGAGGUUAUAGAGGUGUGGGAAAUGAUCACUACUAAAGACAGCAAUAGAAUAAAGUGCGACAAUCAAAUGUUACUCCAUGCAAUUCGACAGGGAGUUCCACGUAGCAAAAGAGGUGACGUCUGGCAAUUUUUGGCAGAUCAAUUCUGUUCUAGAGUACCACCCAUUGAUACAAUCAACUAUCCGAAUUAUGCAGUACCUUAUGAGACUUUGCUCAAACAGCUAACCUCACAUCAACAUGCUAUUUUAAUCGAUCUUGGCCGUACUUUUCCCAAUCACUCAUACUUCAGUAGUCCACUAGGACCUGGUCAACUAGCAUUAUUCAAUGUCCUGAAAGCAUACUCAUUGCUAGAUCCCGAAGUAGGAUAUUGCCAAGGCUUGAGUUUUGUAGCGGGUGUUUUGCUGUUACAUAUGGAAGAAUCUCAGGCCUUUUUGCUGCUGAAGUAUCUGAUGUUCAGAAGGGGAAUGCGAAAUCAGUAUCUACCAGACAUGGUUAGCCUUCAAAUCAAACUCUACCAACUCUCUAGGCUAGUGCGAGAUCACCUUCCAGAACUGUACACCCUUUUUGAUACAUAUGAAGUCGCUCCAACAUUGUAUGCCGCUCCUUGGUUACUUACCGUGUUUGCUUCCCAGUUUCCUCUGGGAUUCGUUACUAGAGUUUUUGAUCUGAUGUUUUUGGAGGGGCCAGAAGUCAUAUUCAGGGUAUCACUGGCUCUUCUUUCUCAUCACAAAGAGAAGUUACUCGUCUGCGAUAGUUUCGAAGAAAUCAUGAACUACCUCAAAGUACAAUUGCCAAAGAUUGAUAGGUCGACUUUGGAUAUUCUGAUGAAACAGGUUUUCACGACGGACUGCGUCAAACAACUGAACGAAUACAAAGUCGAGUACCAGGUUCUACAAGAAGAAAUGACCUCCGUACAACCACAGGUGGAAGCCCUGCAUAAACUUGAAUCCCAAAACAAAUUGUUGAGUGAUCAGAAUCAACUUCUUAUGCGUCAGUUAGAAUCUACCGUAGCCAAUGUUCAUCGCCUGGAAAAAACCAGAGCAUUACAACAGUCCCAGCUCAAUAGGUUAGAGAUGCAAAGUAGAGGUCUGAAUGUUACCAUAGCGACCCUUGGAGCCUUCAUAAAUUCACUGAUGGAACAAAAAGUUGAUGUAGAAAUCCCUGAUGACAUUCAACGGAUACUGACUCAGUUAUCCUUCAGUGAGAGACGCCAGAACGAAGGUCGACCCCAACAAAACAAUUUGAUGAGGACGUUCCAGAAACCUUCAGAUAAAAUUUUUGUUAAAUCUCAGAGUACUGGGAAAAUGAACGUACCGUCCAACGUCAAUCAAAGUGAGUUCGGUGACAAUGUUCUGAAUGGGAUGAAAACAUCCCCUCCCAGUUCGACGGAAAAAACCUCAAAAUUUUUCUCCAAUAGCCACAACAAUAUAUUGCAACAAAAAUUGAACGUUCAGAAUAGCAAUUUGAAUAACGCCAGAAUAGAUAUCACAAUCCAACAAUUCGAGAAUGAAUUGAAUUCUAAUACCACUGUUAACCAAAGAUCAUUCAACGAAGAAAUGGAAUUCGAAAAUAGUGAAGUAUCCCUCACCAAAUCUGAUGAUAGUGGGGUUGUUACACCUGUGAGUCCCAUACCUCUAGAUAACCACCCUUUGAGUAACUGUGGCGUUCCUUUUACUUAUACGGGUACUAGGGAACUUAAGACUAUGAAGAAUAUGAAAAAUUCCAGAAACUAUAACCCUGACGUUGUCAGCAAGUGAUAUUUGAGUUGGUUUUACACAUAGUGUGAUAUUACUUUUUAGAAUAGUAAGAUUACUUUCGUGUCGAUGAUACCUUAUGCUUCCUACAAGAGUUUGUUGACUAGACUAGUAUUUUAAAUUCUAUUCUCGAAAUGAAAAUAUCCUGAGCUCAGUAAGUGAGAAAAAAAGUAUAGGAUUUUAUAUGAUGGCUAUUGGAAUGGUUUUAUCAUGCCUGUCACAUUGGUUUCUAUUUGUGAUUGUGAUGAUGUGAUUAUUUAGAAUUAAUGGAGUCCCCGGUGAAAAAUCCUUUCAGAAAAAAAAAUUAAAAGAUUUUAUAAAAAAGUAAA
Leptinotarsa decemlineata (Colorado potato beetle) is the source of this 3688-nucleotide messenger RNA. It is a transcript of the gene plx, whose product is annotated as PTB_TBC1D1_like and TBC domain-containing protein plx. Lineage: Eukaryota; Metazoa; Arthropoda; Insecta; Coleoptera; Chrysomelidae. The record is from RefSeq and is a predicted model, not a curated record.